CGAAAAGAUUAAAAUCCUUCAAUCUAUUCAAUAACUCUCUUGCUAAAACCAAAAAACAAAAGUCUGAAAAUGAAAAAGCAGAAGAAAAAAAACUCUCUUGCUGUGCUGUUGGUUCCUUGGAACACUUCACUACUGCUUCAAAUUCCUAGUGUGUCCGUUUCAAAAAAAUAAAUAUUCCCAGUGUGCAGGCACAAAUUCUCCGGUGAUUUAGUUCCGUGAUCCCGUUUACACUUCGAUAGUUGGAUUCCCCCGGUAUGCAGAUACGUUCACAAUUGGAACACCAUGGCCCCAAAAGCACAGCCACUUUAUUCCUGCAGAUAUGAGUGAAUAAAUACGAAUAUAAGAUGCACACACCAACUGGUGCAGGCAACGUACAUUGCAUACGCCUAUAAAUACCUCUACAUCAUCAUCCCUUUCACAAGUGAGCACCUGGCUUCACCACACAGUGCAGAGGUGCAGUACACAACACAAAAGAAGCAGAGAAGAAGAUCGGACGGCGGAGGCCAUGGAGUACGAGCACCGGUACAACAGCAGUGGCAGCUUGGGCAAGGAGAAGAGGCCUCCGGCGAAGAGGGGGCAGGUCAAGCUGCAGAUAGCGAGGGCGCUGAGCAACCUCGUCUCUCCCGGCGCCGCUGCCGACGGCUCGAAGCAGGCAAAUCGCAGCAGCUUCAGAAGGGAAACAAGCUACAACUGAACCAAGGAAAUUAGAUGGGUAUGGUGCGUCCGUGUGUCAGUGUGGGGUGCAAAAUGGUGGUAUUACUAGCUAGCUGUUUUGUUACCUUCUGAGGGUUUUAGCAGGAUGGUGUCCCAGUUUAUAAAUGGAGAACCUGUCUGAUCCACUACCACUGUACUGUAACUUGGCUUGAGCGGAAAUUGCUCCAAGCUUGAGUGUGCAUUAUGUAUUCAAGAAGAAAUUUAAAUGUAUAUACAAGCUUUGAGUAUGCAUAA
Molecule: messenger RNA, 948 nt
Organism: Triticum aestivum (bread wheat)
Lineage: Eukaryota; Viridiplantae; Streptophyta; Magnoliopsida; Poales; Poaceae
Exons: 1
Coding region: 506-694 (62 amino acids)
Source: RefSeq, a predicted model, not a curated record